AUGUCUGCCGUCGUGCUUCUCGUCCUUGGCGCGGCCGUCUGGGCCAAUGCCGCCUCCAACACGACUACUGCAGACAACUCGACCUCGUGCGACACUGUCCUGCGCGGCUACCAGUGCUCCCCCGAAAUCUCUCACUUCUGGGGCCAGUACUCGCCUUACUUCGAGGUCCCGUCUGAGAUUUCGGCCGACAUUCCCGACCAGUGCAAGGUCACCUUCGCCCAGGUCUUGUCUCGUCAUGGCGCCCGCGACCCCACUGCCAGCAAGACCAAGGCGUACAAUGCCACCAUCCAGAAGAUCCAGGCGAACUCGUAUUCCUUCGAGGGCAAUGCUGCCUUCUUGCAGAACGUCGAGUAUACUCUCGGUGCUGACGAGCUCACCACAUUUGGCGAGCAGGAGCUGUACCACUCUGGAAUCAAGUUCUACAAGAGAUACGCUUCUCUUGCCCGCUCCCAGCACAUGUUCGUCCGCGCUUCUGGCGAAUCUCGUGUCAUCGCCAGUGGCCAGUUCUUUACCGACGGUUUCCACCAGGCCAUGGUUGACGACAAGUCGAAUCUCACUGGAGACUAUCCCUACGACAUGCUCAUCAUCAGCGAGGACGAAACUGCCAACAACACCAUGAGCCACGCCAUCUGCACCAACUUCGAGAAUGAGGACGACGACAUCAUCGACGCCCGUGGCCAGGCCCCGUGGAAUGAGAUCUGGCUGCCUCCGAUCGCCAACCGCAUCAACGACCAACUGCCGGGCGCCAACCUCUCCCAAGCCGAAGUCACCUAUCUUAUGGACCUGUGUCCCUUCUACACCGUUGCUGACCCCGAGGGAAAGCUCUCCGACUUCUGCGAGCUGUUCUUCGAGGACGAGUGGAAGCAGUAUGACUACUACCAGAACCUGGGCAAGUAUUACCACUACGGUGCUGGUGAUCCUCUUGGCCCUACCCAGGGUGUUGGAUACGUCAACGAGCUCAUUGCGCGUCUGACCAACACUCCCGUUGAGGACCACACCUCUACGAACAGCACCCUGGACUCAGACCCUGCGACUUUCCCAAUCGGCCCGGGCCACGUUCUGUUCGCUGACUUCUCUCACGACAACGACAUGACGGCCAUCUUCUUCGCUCUUGGUCUUUACAACGACACGGAGCCUCUCAACAACACUCAGGUGCAGACUGCCGAGGAGAGCGGCGGCUGGAGCACUUCGUGGACGGUGCCAUUUGCCGCUAGGUUGUACGUCGAGAAGCUUUCCUGCAGCGGUGAGACGGACGAGUACGUGAGAUUCCUCGUCAACGAUCGGGUCAUUCCGCUCAGUUGCGCCGAUUCCGACGGUAAAUGCAAGCUAGACGCAUUUAUCGACACUUUGGAUUUCGCCAAGUCAGGCGGAAACUGGUCCGCCUGCUUUGACUAG
Messenger RNA from Lasiodiplodia theobromae, 1395 nucleotides. Its product is annotated as Phytase protein. Gene Ontology annotation, molecular function: acid phosphatase activity. The transcript is spliced from 2 exons. The coding region runs from base 1 to 1395 and encodes 464 amino acids. Lineage: Eukaryota; Fungi; Ascomycota; Dothideomycetes; Botryosphaeriales; Botryosphaeriaceae. The record is from RefSeq and is a predicted model, not a curated record.